AACUCUCAAGUGUCGUCCCGUCCUUCUCGGGCCUGUUGCUGAGUUUGUAUAAGCUUGGAGGGAGAGAGAGAGAGAUCAGAGAUCAGAGAUCAGAGAUCAGAGAUCAGAGAUAUGGGUCGUGUAAGUAGAUUUAGAAAAGGGUCUUGGACUGAAGAAGAAGAUAAGCUACUCAGAAGAUGCGUAGAGAUGUAUGGAGAAGGGAAAUGGAGGCACAUCCCUGCAAGGGCAGGCCUAAAUCGAUGUCGCAAAAGUUGCAGGUUGAGAUGGUUGAACUAUCUCCACCCGGACAUCAAGCGAGGUGACUUUGCAGUUGAUGAGGUUGACCUCAUCAUCAGGCUCCAUAGGCUGUUGGGCAACCGGUGGACUCUAAUUGCAGGAAGAAUUCCUGGAAGAACAGCCAAUGAUGUCAAGAACUUCUGGAACUCUCACUUGAGCAAGAAGCUUACACCAGAGCACAAGCUCACAUCAAGUUUUACACACAAGCUCCAUGAUCCUGUUAGCAUCGCCACGAAUUCCCGGUGGUCGAGGGGGAACUCGGAGUCUUCUUCAGGUGACCAACAACCACAAGGAGAAGAAGAAGACGAAGACGAAGAACAAGAAGGAGAAGAAGGAGAAGAGGAGAAGGAAGCAAACUCAUCUUUUUGGAAGAACCUGUUAUUAGAAGGAGAAGAGAUGGAGUCAAACUCAACAAACUUGGCAGUUGUUGAAAACAAGGAGAUGGUUGUGAGAGAGGAUGAUGACUUGUUUGGAGGGGUUGAUGAAUGGCUUCAAGAUAUGGACAUGGAAUUGUGGGGUGCGUUAGGUGGCAGUAGUGGCCAUUAAUUUCUCGUCAUGUUCUGUCACUAUUGAUUGGUGAAGAUGGAAUCUGGAGAGUGCCUUGUACUUACUAUUUUCUUUAUUUUCUUCCUUCAUUAUCAAAUGUAUUAGUCAAGACAAGGCCCAAUCAAGAAAAAUAAAGGAAAGAAGAGAAGUCAAAGAUUGAGC
This is a messenger RNA of Macadamia integrifolia, 984 nucleotides long. Its product is annotated as transcription factor MYB1-like. The transcript is spliced from 3 exons. Lineage: Eukaryota; Viridiplantae; Streptophyta; Magnoliopsida; Proteales; Proteaceae. The record is from RefSeq and is a predicted model, not a curated record. Bases 112 to 822 code for a protein of 236 amino acids.